AUGUCUAAGACAAGUCAGCGAUUAGAGGAGUAUGCAGAUAUUCUCAAGAGAUUAAUUCAAGAUAAUGAAGAAGCGUUGAGAGAGGAAGAAACAGGAUUGUCAGGAUGCUCCCUAAAUGAAGUUGUACAAAUUGGAGAUGAACAGAUUGAAGCUCUUAUAUUAGUGUUGAGGGAAAAUAGUGUAGGAGCAGUAGCUCUUGGAAAUUAUUACAAAAUUGCAGAGGGAAUGACUGUUAUUAAAACAGGCCAGAAGAAUUCAACAGUUUUUCAGACAGCUAAGGAAAUGGAACGUGUAGGUGCUUUGGAAUACACAACUAUGGUUGUAGCUAGUGCGUCUGAUUUUCCCGCCCUUCAGUUUUUAGCUCCGUUAAAUCCAAGAAAUUGCGUAGUUGAAUUAUUUCCUGUUUAUGCUGAGCAAGCGUUAUUGAGAGCAAUUAUUGAAUCUAAAAUAUCGGAACAUGAUCAGCGGAGGGAAGUAAUGACAAAUGCAAUCAAAUCUGCUGAAGAAAAGCUUGCUGAAUACAAUUUGAUAUAUCAAAAACUUUCUCCACUAGCGUCUACUACCUCUUUAAUUAGUUCUGUAAAAAUUCCUGAAUUAGGAUAUAUUUCUCAAAUUGCUGGACCGAUUGUGGAUAUGGUAUUUCCCUUGAGCUCUCAACCCUCAAUUUAUGAAAAAAUAGAAAUUUCUGAAGAUAAAGAAGUUAUAGGAAAUUCUGCAGUAUUUGAAGUUGCUCAAUUGUUAGGUGAUGGGAGAGUUCGGACAAUUGCAUUAACUCAAACGAUAGGACUUCGUAGGGGAAUGAAAGUGAUUAGAACAGGCUCUCCCUUAAAAGUUCCUGUAGGUCUUCAAACAUUAGGACGCAUGUUUAAUGUUAUUGGGGAGACAAUAGAUAACUUACCUCCUCUAGAAGAGGAAGGAUUAGAAAGUAGGUCAAUUCAUGCAAGUCCUCCUAAAUUUGAUCAACAGACAGAAAAUAUUGAAUUAGUUGAAACUGGAAUAAAAAUUAUUGAUUUAUUAAUUCCGUAUGCUAAAGGUGGAAAAAUAGGUCUCUUUGGAGGUGCCGGAGUUGGUAAAACAGUAGUUGUUCAAGAAUUAAUUCACAAUAUUGCAAUCAAACAUGGGGGUCUUUCUAUUUUUGUAGGAGUAGGUGAACGCUCAAGAGAGGGAAAUGAUUUGUACUUUGAGAUGUUGAACAGUGGAGUUUUGAAGAAUACUGUUUUGUUAUUUGGUCAGAUGAAUGAAGUUCCUGGAGCAAGAUUGAGGGUAGCAUUCAGUGGUUUGACAAUGGCUGAAUAUUUUAGAGAUGAUCUUUCAAAGGAUGUCUUAUUGUUUGUUGAUAAUAUUUUUAGAUUUUCUCAAGCAGGAUCAGAAAUUUCUGCAUUAUUAGGACGAACUCCUUCAGCUGUUGGAUAUCAACCUACAUUAGCAUAUGAAAUGGGAAAAUUGCAAGAACGAAUUACAUCUACUAAGCGAGGAUCUAUUACAUCUGUUCAAGCAGUGUAUGUUCCAGCAGAUGACUUGACAGAUCCGGCUCCUGCAGCUAUUUUCGCUCAUCUUGAUGCGAAAAUUGUAUUGGAUAGAAAAAUAGCCUCCUUUGGACUCUACCCAGCAAUCUCUCCGUUGCUUUCUUCUUCAAAUCUUUUAGUCCCUAGAAUAGUAGGAGAAGAACAUUAUGCAAUUGCCUCUGAGGUAGUGAAGGUAUUACAAAAAUAUGAGGAACUGCAGGAUAUAAUAUCCAUUCUUGGAAUUGAUGAGCUUUCUGACGAAGACAAAAAACUAGUAUAUAGAGCUAGAAAAAUUAGAAAUUUCUUCUCUCAACCAUUUUCUGUAGCAGAAAAAUUCACAAAUAUUCCAGGAAAAUAUUUGACGCGACAGGAAACACUAAAAUCUUUCAAAGCAAUAUUAUCCGGAGAGGUAGAUAGCUUACCUGAGGAGGCUUUCUUUUAUGUUGGAGAUAUUGAAGAUGCAAAGAGAAAAGCUGAAGAGAUACAGAGAGACAAGCGAAAAUUAAGCUAA
Molecule: messenger RNA, 2016 nt
Organism: Puma concolor (puma)
Lineage: Eukaryota; Metazoa; Chordata; Mammalia; Carnivora; Felidae
Source: RefSeq, a predicted model, not a curated record